CUUAUCUAUGGAAAUAUAAUCUGGGGUAAUACCUACAAAAAAAGAAUCCAAAAACUUAUAAAUGUUCAAAAAAAAAUUGUGCGCCUUAUGACUUUCAACUCUUAUUUGGCACAUAGCGAACCAAUCUUUCAAGACUUAAAAAUUCUAGAUAUUUAUAAAAUUAAUGAUUAUUUAAUAAGUUUAUUUAUGUUUCGAGAUCACUAUACCAAAAAUCUACCAGAGGUAUUCAUGAUUACUUUGUGACCAAUGAUCAAAUCCACCAACACAAUCAUGGGCGUACCGGAAGGAAAAAUUUAGGGGGGCGGAAAGAAAUUUGCCCAACUUUUUCGGAUUUUGCCCGACUAAAAAAUUUUUUCCCCGAAUUUAUUUUGGCGACCUCCCUCCCCCCCUCCCCCCUCCCCCCGUCGCCAAAAAAAAUUCGGUCAGUGUACCAUUUUAGGGGUCAAAAUUUUUUCCGGACACAAAGGACAUACCAAAAUUUUCCGGAACCUAACAAAAUUUUUGGAAACAUCACAAAAUUGACCACAAAAUUUAUAGAAUUUGUCUCAUUUCUUUUUUUAAUACACCAAAAUUGCCCGACUGUUCAGCAAAUACGUCUGACUGCUACAACUGGCUACCGCCCCGCCCGGUACGCCCACGAACACAAUACAAGAAAUAAAACACAACUCCACAAGUCAUACAAAAGAACAAACUAUGUAAAACAUACUCUUUCAAAUAAAGGAGUCGAUGUUUGGAAUAGACUUGAAUGUCGUUUUAAAAAUGUCACUUCUCGUAAUACUUUCAAAAAUACUAUAAAAGAACACUUCCUUCAAAUAUCAAGUAAUUAAUCAAAUUAUAUGUACAAUGUAACACUUUAUGCUGUAAAUAGCUUUCACAUUUUCUCUCUUUCUUUUCUUUUAACUAUAAUACUUAUUGUAAUAUAUUUUAAAUUUGGUUGACUGUAUAGUCUGUAGUUAGAACUAGCAUCUAAAUUUUAUAUAUAUAGGGGUCUUAAAUAAAAGCCUGUUAAGGUUUCUGGUAAGCCCCUACCAUAACAUUAAUCUAUUUUUUUUUAAUGUAAAUAUUUGUAUGUUAUAAUAUAUGGGCAAUAUAAAGAAAAAAAAAUUAUCAAAACAUACCUUCGAAAUGAACGAGAUCUUCAGCGCCAAAAAACUCGAUAUUUUUAAUUUAAACAACUUUUCACCAAAAUCACAAUAAUUGUGAAUAAUAAUGAGAUGCAAUGCAUUGUGAGAAGACCCUCAUUCCUCCUCCGAGGGAUGGGGGGGCAUAUUGCAUAUCACAAGGUUGACAGUCAGCGAAAUGAAUAUUGCACGUGCAUGGUAUUCAUAUUUCAAGGGGUAGCACACAAUCGUUUAAUUUCUUUUCUCCAAAUAUUUCAAAUAUUUGAGGCAUUUUCACCUAAGUUACCUAACUUACCAUUUUUCCCUAGGAUGACUGCUUUCUAUUUAAGGAAUUGGAGUUGUUUUGUUGAGAAGGAAAAUUUCAUCGGGGGAGUAAAGGAAGGACGGGAAUUUUUUAUUUAGUUCUUCAGAUUGGGAAAUGGUUUUAAAUUUUAGGCUACUGGCUUUUGGUUGCUUGGAGGUUCCUCAUGCCCGACCUCCGUUCGGAGAUUGGCCACCUCUGCGAAAAUGCGAUAAAAUUGCUUCCCUACCAGGGAUCCAAAGAGUGGAGGGAAAAGGGACAACUUGACGGCCUGCAACCUGACAGGGACCGGGCUUUCCAUUUGAUAUGGUAAAUCUAAAAUCUUUUGGAACAAGAUUCUACUAACUUUUUCACUUUUGUAUAGGCCCUCCUUGCAAAGAUGGGACCUUGUUGAGGGAAUUUGGCGGCCUCCACAAAAUUCCUUAGCGAGGCUUGGUUUCCUCCUAAAAUCAAGAGUUACUCCAGAAAAUUAGGUUCCCUUCGUGGCUUUUCAUGGGCGAUAUCCGCCGUGAGGUGGUAGUGCCUGAAUUGUGAAUUGGAAGAAGAAUGAACUAUAAGUUCUACGUAAAAGUAGAACUAAGUUCGACAUACUGUUAUGUUCUACGUAGAACAUAAAAGGAUAUGGGUCUGAAACGUACGAGUACUACCGAUGGAACUCUUCAAUUGGAUGGUAACAAAUAAUCUAUGCGAUUGUUUAGAAGUUAUUGGCUCUGACAUCGGGAUACAAAGGUUACAAAAGGAAGCUCUCAUUGAACUGCUCAUAUUUUAAUUAAGAAAAACCAUGAACAUAAUUACAUAAGGUUACAGGAAGUAACCUGAUCUAAGGACAAAUUCAAACUCACAAUGGUGACCUCGUCGUAAUUGAUUUUUUAGUUUAUUAAUUAAUUCUUUAUGAAUUCACACAGUGAACUUAAACUUUCUAGGCAAAGAAUUUGUCUUUUAUACCACCUUGAAGGAGUUUCUAAUGAUCUGUCUCUUUAUAUAAUUAUAUCGUAACAGAAAGUAUUUGCAUCACGGAAACAUUCAGAACUGUUUCACACGGAGCUUGCAAUAAGGCAAUUACCAUAAAUCACGGUUUCCUCCAUCACAAGGCGAAAUAAAAGGAUUGCCAAAUUAUUAAAAACGUUGCUAGACUCGAAUAGUUAAUUAUCACACGAAAUGUUUAAGACGUUUCCUCAACAACGCCGUAAACACGAUUAUGUUGCUAUAAUACAUGAUCUAUUGUUGACAAGAUGGAUGACAGAUCUAACAAGAAAGGUACUUAUAUAACGCACACAUGCAGUCUAAACAAGUCAAACCGCGCAGUACUUGCAACAAGAACAAUAUCUGAAAGAACUCAGAUAUUCUUUAAAAUGUCUUCAAAAUGUGGAACUCGGGUUGAAGAAAAGUUUUCGUUUUUCAGCAAAUCACGUCGAAAAACAUCCCCGACACACACAAGCAAACGGCAACACAAGAAAAUUGAACGUUCCAAGUCAUUGCAGUCGUAUGAAGAAGUGAGAGAAGUCGAGAGAGAUUAUGAGUUUGACGAUUUAUCCGUAUGUCGUAUACUCCAUCGUAAUAACUCCCUGCCAAAUAUUCCUUCAAUUUGCGAAGCUGAAACAAAUCAAUCAAAUCCUUGGUCGAGAAAAUCGUGGUGUAAACGGUACAGUUUGAAACGUUCACAGAGCAUGGAGUGGGACCCAAUCAGUGCACUCUUCACAGCAGUAACUGAAGAUGAUUUGGUAGAACUUGAAAGAAUAUUGUUGGAAUUUGAAAUAAAACUGAACUUUUUGGGUCCAGCUGGGAUAUCCCUCCUACACACAGCCGCUUUAGUUGGCAGUACAAGAGCUCUGCAACUAUUGCUAAACUCUGGCGCAGAAAUUGACUUCCAGGACGCUAACAAUCGAACAAGUUUGGAAAUAGCUCUUCUUGCUGGAAACUUUGAUUGUGCUUCAUUAUUAAUAGAGAAUGGUGCUUGUAUGAGUAACAUUGUUGAUGGUAUAAAGGUCUAUUAGUUGAUCUGAUAAUUUUUUAUACACAGAAUGUCAUUUUAGUAUUUGUAAAUAAUAGUUUUAGAUAUUAAUUAUAAAUCUUCUAAAUGAAAUUGAAACUUGAGUGCCGAUAAUUUUCAAAUUCCAGAAUUGAUUGGUUAUAGCAAACGAUUUCACUAUAUUCGAACAGAACUAUAAUAAAAAUCUGAAAUACCAAGAUGAAUACGGACGCGCAUAAAAGCUAUAAAUACCCCAUCCAUGUAAAUCCAUGUAGACGAGUUUUAGAUCAUGCGCAAUGGUGGUUAUAAUUUUCAAAUUCUCAUCGCAGGUCAAAACGACUGCUUAAUUGGCCGAAAGUUUAACAGACCAAUAUAUGUAGCUACAUAUAGUAUAUUUGAGAAUUAACCACUAUACUGUAUAUUAUAUGCGCAGGACCAUGAAACUCGUCUAUUCCGGCAUUUCUUCCUGAUGAUCAAGCAUUGAUUGAAACGUUGAAAUGUUUUUUUUUUCAAUUUGCGUAGUUUGGCACGAAACAUGUCAAGCUUCGAAAAUAUUCGUGUUAGGUCGUGGGAAUAUAAGACCUGGCAUGUUUUCCGUGAUCGUGGAAUUAAUCUUCUUUAUUCUUUAAUAGUAUUUUGAAAUUUAAUUAGGGUAUUUAUAUUUACUUUAUUGAUUCUUAAUCCUUGUAUUUUUUGUGUCUAUAUUGAAGAGCAAGAACUAUAUAGUAUUGGUGAUCAUUAAUUAGCCUAGUAUGUAUUUAUUAUUAAAUUAAUUAAAAGAGCAAAAUAUGUGAAGCUGCACAAAAGACAAACUAUAUAUGUACUAUUAUCCAUGCAGACAUAUAGUAUCUUUAUCAUGCUCUAUUUAUAAUGUAUUAAAUAUGUAUAUAAUAUAUAGCGGUCCGAUACACAUGAUAAAUGUUAUGAAAGUGAUUUAAACCUGGAAGAUUUGUUUUCUUUUAAUUUUUUCAUCAAAUUUACAGUAUACAUGAACGAUUUAGACAAACAAGACGACAUCAUAAUUCCACGGAAAUCUGAACGUCAACUAUAGUAUAUCAAUGACAUGCAUGACCGCGCAAUUAAUGCGUAAACUGCGUACUUUUUCGUUCUCCACAGUUUUCCUAAUGUAUUGAAUUACGCAUUUCCCCCGCGCCCUUGUGUAAAAUACAGAAAAAUACCACCAAUCAUUUUUUCUUUUCACGGCAGAAAAUAAAAUAACGUGCAUGUGCAUGGGGGACGUAUAUAUAUAUAUAUAUAUAUAUAUAUAUAUAUACGCUCAACUUUUACAAAUUCAGGUUUCACCUAACCAGAAGCAGUUGC
Messenger RNA from Paramuricea clavata, 4711 nucleotides. Lineage: Eukaryota; Metazoa; Cnidaria; Anthozoa; Malacalcyonacea; Plexauridae. The record is from the annotation of a GenBank genome assembly.